AUGUCUCUACCUCAAACAGCGAUUGCUAUGGCCAAAGUUGAAAAGUGGGCUUUACAACUGAAGAAUAAUCGAAAGCUUAGCCCAAAUCACAAGAAGAGACUGUUGGCUGAUAUAGAGCUCUUGAAAGGGACGAGAUCUGGGGCAUCCAAGUCAAUGAGAGAGAAACUGAAGAUAUACAAGGACUUCUUGAUCAAAUGCGUCAAGGAACCUGGCCGUGAAAUUAUGGUGCUUUGUUCGCUGGCACUCGGCGUCAGCGGCAUAUGCAAUCUAAGCCAAACGUACCACCAGCCAGAUCUAUUGGAAUACUUGAUCAAGAUGGACUUGAAGAACGAUAAUCUCUCUGCCAUGGUUCAAGAGUACGAUGUUCCGACCAAAGACUUCUUUGAAGACCGCCCUCAGGACGCUGAAUACCGGCGUCAAUGUGGUCCGAGCUCCCAUAUGACGAAAUACCUGCAACAGCUAUUAGAACAAGUGAACAUAAAUGUCGAAUUGGUCUUCCCUUUCGAUCCGGAAUGCGACGCCCAUAUGACCUUGAAAUUGGAUAUAAGUCAAAAUGCAGCUUGGGGGACCUUACCUUACUUCUUUCAAUCCGACUCUGAGCCCUCGAUCGUCAACUGUACUUCCCCCGAGAAUACCCCCACUUGGUCUCCUGCUGAUACAUCGAUACCGAUAGUAGGACCAUAG
Molecule: messenger RNA, 684 nt
Organism: Penicillium nucicola
Lineage: Eukaryota; Fungi; Ascomycota; Eurotiomycetes; Eurotiales; Aspergillaceae
Exons: 1
Coding region: 1-684 (227 amino acids)
Source: RefSeq, a predicted model, not a curated record